Molecule: messenger RNA, 609 nt
Organism: Talaromyces marneffei
Lineage: Eukaryota; Fungi; Ascomycota; Eurotiomycetes; Eurotiales; Trichocomaceae
Exons: 1
Coding region: 1-609 (202 amino acids)
Source: RefSeq, a predicted model, not a curated record
AUGUCUGCAGCCUCAAUCCCCAAAUCCACGCCUCUCCAAAGGCGACGCUCUCUAAUCGAGCAAAUCUCCCACCGUCUCGACAAACCAAUUACAAUAAUCGAGUACGACAUCAUCUGGCCAGAGCAAUUCUCCAUCGUCCACCAACGCAUCCAGCAAGCCCUCGGCAACCGCGUCCUGGCAAUUGAGCAUAUAGGCUCAACAAGUGUCCCCGGCCUGCCCGCCAAAGCCGUCAUUGACGUCGACAUCAUCAUCGCCGAUCCAACUCAGGAAGCGGACUACGUCCCAGCCCUCGAAGCCGCGGGCUUUCAAUUCGUCUUCCGGGAACCAUUUUGGUACGAUCAUCGAUUCUUUGGACUUGAAGAACCCUACGCGAAUGUCCAUGUCUUUGCACCAGAUUGUCCGGAGCAUUUGCGUCAUGUUGCGUUUCGUGAUUGGUUGCGAGAGUGUGCGGAGGAUAGGUUGCUCUAUGCCAGCGUGAAGCGCGAGGCCGCAGAGGUUACGUGUCAGGAUGGGGGAACCGUUAUGGAUUAUAAUGAUCGCAAGGCUUUUGUGAUACGGGAUAUUUUGAGCCGCGUGGAUAGUAAAACAGCAGGGUUGAUGGAUAGAUGA